Molecule: messenger RNA, 1729 nt
Organism: Amoebophrya sp. A120
Lineage: Eukaryota; Dinophyceae; Syndiniales; Amoebophryaceae
Source: the annotation of a GenBank genome assembly
GUCGGCAUUCCUUCAGUAAACUACCUAAACGUUGGAGGAGAAAAUUCACAGCAGGAAGUCAGUGGUCCAACCGCGUGUAUUUUCGAGGCAAUCGCAACAGGUUGAAAACGUAGAAAAUAAAAUACGAAAAUCGCAUUAUACGAAAGAACAAUGUCGUCUUACCUCUCUUCGUACGAGACGGAAUUGAAGGCGGUUGCCACGGCGCUACUGAUCACUCUGCUUCUUUUCCUGCUGCGCGUCAGUCGUUUUUUCCUCCGUCGCGUCUGCAAAAUCGGCCGCAUUCCCCUCCCACCAUCGAAAACUAACCGCGCAAAAUCCGGCGGGAAGGACAAAGUCGAUUGCGUCGCGGUGCUGGGCAGUGGGGGGCACACAUCGGAGCUACUGCAGCUGGUGGACGGCUUCGACCCCACACUGUUUCAGUUCCAUUUCAUCGCCACAAGCUCCGACCCGUAUUGCGUCAAACUGCUCACUCGCCACGGAUUUACCGUGGUGCAGGAUGGAAUAAACGAAAGGGGAAAUAAUAAGGGAAUAGACGGCAAACGCAAAGAUAAACCUGAAGUAGAUGAACAGCAAAUAAAUGCUGAUCCCACGUCGACCACUAAAAAGCUCGUGCACCUGUACCGCAUCCGGCGCAGUCGGCAAGUCGGCGAGGGUUGGGUGAGCAGUGCGUGGAACACCUUUGCCAGCAGUCUUCAAUGCCUCUGGUUAUGGUAUAAGGUUCCAGUGUUUCGCCAAUCUCACCUCUUACUCGUUAACGGACCUGGAGUUUGCAUUCCCGUGGUUUUCUCUGCCUUGUUCUUCGAAAUGCUCGGGUUGCACAACUGUAAAGGAGCGACCGCAAAUAGUAAGGCGACUCAGCAGCAGCACUUUAUGGCGUUCUCAACUGUUACAUUCUCAACUGUUACAUGGAUUUGUCAUGCAAGAACCGCAGCAGUGAAAGGGACAAGCUUACAGCUCUCGCAUCACAAAUUUGGCACAGAUUUAGGCGCUGUUUAGCCCUUCGGGAAUUUGUUAUGCGACGUAGCUUGAUCGUCUGGUGGCUCAUGGUAGUUUCGCAUGACAAAUCAUGUAACAGUUAAGAAUGUAACGUUUGAGAACGCCAUACACUUGCGCUUGAUUUUCGUGGAGUCGUUCGCGCGGACGCAGUCGAUAUCCCUCACGGGGAGGAUUUUGCGGCCCGUGUGCGACCGUUUCAUCGUGCAGUGGAUGAAUUUGGCGACGAGAAAAGUCGGAUCCACCUUUGUAAAACGGGACGUGGAAAAAGCGACUCCCUGGUGGCAGAGGACUUUCGCGAAACUGGAGUACGCUGGCACGUUGUUGUAGACCACAAAGAGGCUGCUCUGUGGUCGGCGUUUUGAGUUGCACUUGACAGCGUCAGUUGAGCCCUGCUGGCGGGAGAUGAUGAUGAUGAUGAUAUGUUUCGUGGUAAGUACUCAAUCUAUCAGUAGUAGAAGAGAAAAACAGUUGGGGGAUUGCGGAAGUGGCGCACGACCCAUUAACAAGUCCCGGCCCUGAAGAAUUUGCCCUUGCACUAGUGGUCUUAAUCUCAUACUCAUGUUGACAUUUUGCCUUUUUUUGCACAACAUGCAUGGCACGUUAAUCUACGUAUUGCUUAACGGCUAAAUAUCUCAAAUGUUACCACUCCCCAGGAGGAUGAAUGAUACCCUUCACACUCGCAAAGUGAAUCAGCUCAUCAUGAGGCCUGCAAAAGGCUCUUCGAGGCCUGCGC